This is a messenger RNA of Vitrella brassicaformis, 1524 nucleotides long. Lineage: Eukaryota; Vitrellaceae. The record is from the annotation of a GenBank genome assembly.
GUCUUAUUUCUGAAGGUUUUCGCAACAGAAGCGGUGUGGAAGGUGCCGUGUGUCAUAUCCACUUUCAAUUAGCGGCGUUCUGCGAGUCUCCCUUCCUCUCACCAAAACGGGCGGUGUUUCCCUCUGAUUCGUUGUUUCUCUUGAAGGAUGGGCAGCGUGUGCACUCGACCGUCGCCCACGUCAGCGACCGAGCCUUCUCGCGGCGACUCGCAGCGGACGACUGGUCCGAGCCUCAACACGGCUCGUGGCGGCGACAAAGCUCAGCCUGUCAAGGGCGACAUGCCGAUAGGGGAACACGAGGGCGAGGAUGAGGACAACGUGGCCAUGGACCUGCCGCUGCGCUCCAAAAGCGCCAGGCCCGCGCAUGCCAAUGACACGACGUACGGGGGAUAGGCAGGCAGUGCACUCACUGAGUGGGCGGGGCGGUGAGGUGACUGACGGGUUGGAAGACAGCCAGUAGACAGACAAGACAGACAGGGAGUGAGUGAGCUGCUCUCUAUAUAAUAUGGAGAAUCGCUGGUUGAGUAGCACCGUUUACGUGAAGUGCUUGCGGGUGUGACAUCAAUUCAAUGACUCACUCACUCACUCACUCUCUGUCUGUGUGUGUGUCGUUUUGUGUGUGUUGUUGGUUUUGUUACCCUUUCGUGUGUGUGUUUGUUUGCUAGGGGCAUGAAGGUUGACUCGUCGGUGGUUGGGUCAGGUGCGGCGGUGCGUGGCGCACCAGACGUGGUUCGUGACGGACAGCGGUUCGGUGCUAAGAGCAUGACCUGGAACGCUGCGCAACUCGACCCCGACACUGCUGCUAGACUCAAGCGAUUCUACGCUAGAAACAAACAGGUCAGUCUGACAUACCAAUAAGCCAUACGCACACCACACACACACACACACACACAGACACGCCCCUCGUCCAGCAUCACCACCCACACAACCAAUCUCGUGCCUGCCUGCCUGCCGGCCUGUUGGUGCCUUGAUUGAUGCAGGCACAGGAGACGGAGGCGGUGUCUAUCCGUGAGCAGUCGCAGAAGUACGACGAGGCCACAUUGCAGAGCCUGCAGGACAACAUCAGCACCCAGGUGGCCGACGACGCCGAGGCCGUCACGGCCAGUGUGAGCGAGAAGCUCGCCGCCCUCGACGUCUUCUCGCCAGACGUCAGGUCACUCCGAUGGAAGGAAUUCGAAGCCAUGCUCGAGGAGGGGUACGUAUUGCACCACACACACAACCAACGCCACACGUGCACAGACAGACAGACAGGGGACGAGUGACCGAUGGCUGUUGUGUGUAUGUCAGGGGCAUCAAGACGUUGGAUCAUUUCCGUCAGCAGGCGGCUGGCAAGCGGGGCAAAGACAAAGCUAUGACUCUCGCUGGAGUGGUCAGUCUCUAUGACACAAUGCAUUCAUUGCCUAGCUACAUAAGGAUGCAUCGUCAAAUGCAUGCUUUCUCUUCUCGCCUGUCUGCAGAAGCAAACCCCCGGUCAGGCCUUCGGCACUCUCCACUAACCCCACAGCCAGCUAUCGAAGCAACGCC